Molecule: messenger RNA, 917 nt
Organism: Jaculus jaculus (lesser Egyptian jerboa)
Lineage: Eukaryota; Metazoa; Chordata; Mammalia; Rodentia; Dipodidae
Gene: Hint3
Product: histidine triad nucleotide binding protein 3
Exons: 5
Coding region: 29-556 (175 amino acids)
Molecular function (GO): catalytic activity
Source: RefSeq, a predicted model, not a curated record
UCUUCCUGAAGCCGCCGCGGUGCACGCUAUGGCGGAACCCGGGCCCUGCGGCCAGGGGACAGCUCCCGACUGUCCUGCAGCCGCCACUGCGGGCCCCGCGGAGCCCUCAGCCGGGACGUCGGCAGAUCUCGGGGACUACGACAGGAGCUGCGUGUUCUGUCGCAUCGCGAGCCGGCAGGAGCCCAGCACCGAGCUCCUGCCCUGCGAGAAUGAAGACCUAGUUUGCUUCAAAGACAUCAAACCAGCAGCGCCCCAUCAUUACCUUGUGGUGACAAAGAAGCACAUAGGCAGCUGCAGAGAUCUAAACAAAGAUCAUGUAAAGCUGGUUGAGAACAUGGUAGCUGUUGGAAAAACCAUUCUUGAAAGAAAUAAUUUCACUGACUUUACAGAUGUGAGGAUGGGUUUCCAUAUGCCACCAUUCUGUUCAAUUUAUCACCUGCACCUUCAUGUUAUGGCACCAGUCAAACAGAUUGGCUUCUUAUCAAAAUUGAUUUAUAGAGCAGAUUCCUAUUGGUUUAUAACAGUUGACUCUUUGCUUGCAAAGCUAAGAAAAUAAAAGUGCUAACAAUGGAAGAUUUACCUAGCCUGACUCAGCAUUAGCUAAUAUUUUGGGCUCUUUGACAUCUAAUUGCCGUUUGAAGAUUUGUUGGAUUUUACAAAAUACUAUGACUCAGUAGCCUUAAAUCUUGUCUGAAUUAUUUUCAGAAAUCUAUGACAGAGUUUUAUGAAUACCUUGCCACGGACUUCCUUGUCUAAUGCUUAUUCAUAUAAGGAUUUUGUGCAAAACAUACCAUAGAUAAAUGUCCAUUUAAUACAAAUUCUGUUAAUCAAGAAGUAUUCUAUAUUUUUAAAGUUCAAAUAAUUUCAUUUUUAAGUCUUAAUGUGAUAUAUUGAUAAAUAAACUGACAUAGAAAGUA